AUGAGCAUGAGGGAGACCUGCGCCCAGGAAGUGGGGCCAGGGGAUGGGGAGGAAAAGCGGAGCGAAGGCACUCAGAAUCCGGACAGGAGGCAGCGCGAAGUGGAGCUGCGGGAUAAAGCCAUCCUGCAACAGAAGAGGCGCCUGAAACAGGCCACCCAGUUUGUGCACAAGGAUUCUGCUGACCUGCUGCCCCUGGAUGGCUUGAAGAGGCUGGGCACCUCCAAGGAUCUGCAGCCACACAGUGUGGUACAACGGCGCCUCCUGGAGGGGAAUCUGAACAAGCUGCGGGGGGAGAGCAGGGAAUAUACCACAUGGGUUCAAUCCCCACUGGUGAAGGACAAGGAUGACGGGGCAGAAAAGAAAGAGAAUGACAGAAGGAAAGAGACUGUGUCCCUGCUCAUACACUGCAAGUGCCAAGGUCAGGUAUUGAGAGCUGCUGUUAACACUGGCUGCCAGCAAAACCUCAUCUCCAUGAGCUGUCUGAAACGGCUGGGGCUGGAGGAAGUGUCCGAUGCUGGCAAUGGGGAUCUCUCCCUUCCUGUCCCUAGUGUCAUUGGCCAGGUGGAGUGUGUGGAGGUGCAGCUUGGCCAGGAGACGGUGGUGUGCUCAGCGCUGGUCGUGGAUGAUGAAAUGCUGGAGUUCUGUUUCGGCCUCCAGACUCUGCUGUCUCUCAAGUGCUGCAUCGACUUGGAGGAAGGAGUCCUGCGGCUGAAAGCCCUGAGUGAAGAGCUGCCUUUCUUACAUGCCUCUGACGAGCAUGGGCAGUGA
Emys orbicularis (European pond turtle) is the source of this 768-nucleotide messenger RNA. It is a transcript of the gene NRIP2, whose product is annotated as nuclear receptor interacting protein 2. The record is from RefSeq and is a predicted model, not a curated record. Gene Ontology annotation, biological process: proteolysis. The transcript is spliced from 6 exons. Gene Ontology annotation, molecular function: aspartic-type endopeptidase activity. Lineage: Eukaryota; Metazoa; Chordata; Testudines; Emydidae. The coding region runs from base 1 to 768 and encodes 255 amino acids.